This is a messenger RNA of Sphaerodactylus townsendi, 1094 nucleotides long. It is a transcript of the gene MPG, whose product is annotated as N-methylpurine DNA glycosylase. Gene Ontology annotation, molecular function: DNA binding; alkylbase DNA N-glycosylase activity. NCBI's taxonomy places the organism in Eukaryota, Metazoa, Chordata, Lepidosauria, Squamata, Sphaerodactylidae. The record is from RefSeq and is a predicted model, not a curated record. Gene Ontology annotation, biological process: base-excision repair. The transcript has 3 exons. The coding region runs from base 272 to 1003 and encodes 243 amino acids.
GGACACGUGAACGCGUAGCGGCCGCAGAAAGGCUGCGCGCGGGUCCUGCCUGGAGACCGGGCCGACACGUGUCGGGGAGCGGGGCGCCGCCUGCCGCAGUUGUUGUUUGCCGGGUCUGUCGCCAGGGGAGGAGAGGCGGGACCCCACGCGCUCGGCGGCCUCCGCCACCCCCGGCCGCCCGUGCGCCCACCGGCGGAAGCUGACCCCCCCUCCCGUGGGUGGGGGGGCUUCCGGAGAGGGGGCGGUGCCAGGACGGCUGUCUGCGGCUCUCAUGGCCGGGCAUCUGCAGCUCUCGGGGCGCCGCCUGGGCGACGACUUCUUCGGCCGGCCCUGCGUCAGCCUCGCCAAGGCCCUGCUCGGACAGGUGUUGGUGCGGAGGCUCCCCGAUGGAAGAGAGCUCCGGGGGCGCAUUGUGGAGACCGAGGCAUACCUGGGGGGCGAUGACACCGCUUCUCACUCCCGGGGCGGGAGGCGGACAGCCCGGAACGCCGGCAUGUUCAUGAAGCCAGGCACCCUCUACGUGUACCAGAUCUACGGCAUCUACUUCUGCAUGAAUAUCUCCAGUGACGGAGAGGGGGCGGCCGUUCUCCUGCGCUCCUUGGAGCCCCUCCAAGGCCUGGAGGUUAUGAGGCAGCUGCGGCAGCGCCAGCGCAAAGGCCUCAGCAAGCCCCCCAAGGACUGGCAGCUCUGCAACGGGCCCGCCAAGCUGUGCCAGGCUCUGGCCAUCGACAAGGGCUUCGACCAGGACAACCUGGCUAGUGCCCCAUGCGUGUGGGUGGAGCCUGGCCCGCAGGUCCUCAUGGACGAUGCCCUCGUCUGCAGCACCCGCAUCGGCAUCAGUGGCGACUGGGCCCACAAGCCCCUGCGUUUCUACCUCCGUGGCAACAGGUGUGUGAGCGUGGCUGACAAGGCAGCCGAGCAAGCCCUGGGGCAGGCAGUAGAAGCGCUGGGGGCAGCAGGACCUGGAAGUGCAGCGUGCGAGGAAGGGCUCUGGGUCCACUGAUCCCCCAGGGGCUGGCUGCACAGGGAAACUGCAUGGUGCUCUGUUUGGGUUGAGGGUUGUUUUUUGUAAGAAUAAACUUCUUUCCCCGCUA